Oncorhynchus keta (chum salmon) is the source of this 2459-nucleotide messenger RNA. Its product is annotated as transmembrane protein 178B-like. Gene Ontology annotation, cellular component: membrane. The record is from RefSeq and is a predicted model, not a curated record. Lineage: Eukaryota; Metazoa; Chordata; Actinopteri; Salmoniformes; Salmonidae. The transcript is spliced from 4 exons. The coding region runs from base 7 to 918 and encodes 303 amino acids.
AACAUCAUGUCUGCUAUGAGGACGUUGACGGUCGCGGGAUUGUUUCUGGCGUUUUGCGCGUUGGGACUCAUAGCAGUCGCAAUAUGUACUGACAAUUGGUACGAGACGGAUGCGAGGAGGCACAGGGAACGUUGUAAGAAUUAUUCCAACAAAAGGAACGACCCUGGAUUCAUCUAUAUCUCCAACCAGAACCUCCCACUCCGUAUGCUACCGAAGGAGAAUAACGUGGAGAGGAAGGGGUCGAGUGGAGGACUCCUCCUGCGGGCUAAGCGGCACUUCUUGCCCCCCGCCCCGGCCAUGGAGUCCCUCUGCAGUCGGCAGUACAACUCCACCAUCUCCGGGCUGUGGAGAAAAUGUCAUCGGGAGGGAUUCGACCUGGAGACAGAGGAUCUCAUCUUUAAAGGUUUAGUUCAGCGCUGCACACCAAUAAAAUACUACUACUAUACUUUAGCCCUCCCCAGAAAGCUGAGCAUCAAUAUAAUCAAGACUAUUCGUCAGGAUGAGUGGCACGCACUCCACCUGCAGAGAAUGACAGUGAGUUUCAUCGGCAUGGCUGUGUCCAUCAUCCUGUUUGGCUGGGUGAUCGGAGCUCUGGGCUGCUGUCAGCAGCAUGACCUGAUGCAGUACGUUGCGGGACUGCUCUUUCUCAUGGGAGGAACAUGCUGUAUCAUCUCUCUGUGUACAUGUGUAGCUGGGAUCAACUUCCAACUGUCCCGUUAUCCUCGGUAUAUGUAUGGGAUCCCAGAGGACAUCAGUCACGGAUACGGCUGGUCCAUGUUCUGCGCAUGGGGGGGCCUAGGUCUCACCCUAUUGGCCGGCUUCCUGUGCACGCUGGCUCCUUCCCUCUACCCCCCCGUACCUCACACUAUGGUAGAGAGGCUGCAACGCAAGCCCCGACAUGAGAACGGCUGUGUGUGACACCCUAGAAAUAGAAUUACUAUUUGACUUCAAUGGGAAUGUUCAUUCUAGUAAUGGGAAUGUCCAUUCUAGUAAUGGGAAUGUCUGUUCUAGGAAUGGGAAUGUCCAUUCUAGUAAUGGGAAUGUCUGUUCUAGUAAUGGGCAUGUCUGUUCUAGUAAUGGGAAUGUCCAUUCUAGUAAUGGGAAUGUCUGUUCUAGGAAUGGGAAUGUCCAUUCUAGUAAUGGGAAUGUCUGUUCUAGUAAUGGGCAUGUCUGUUCUAGUAAUGGGAAUGUCCAUUCUAGUAAUGGGAAUGUCUGUUCUAGUAAUGGGAAUGUCUGUUCUAGUAAUGGGCAUGUCUGUUCUAGUAAUGGGAAUGUCCAUUCUAUUAAUGGGAAUGUGUGUUCUAGUAAUGGGAAUGUCCAUUCUAGUAAUGGGAAUGUCUGUUCUAGUAAUGGGAAUGUCCAUUCUAGUAAUGGGAAUGUCCGUUCUAGUAAUGGGAAUGUCUGUUCUAGUAAUGGGAAUGUCUGUUCUAGUAAUGGGAAUGUCCAUCCUAGUAAUGGGAAUGUGUGUUCUAUUAAUGGGAAUGUCCAUUCUAGUAAUGGGAAUGUGUGUUCUAGUAAUGGGAAUGUCCAUUCUAGUAAUGGGAAUGUCCGUUCUAGCAAUGGGAAUGUCCAUUCUAGUAAUGUGAAUGUCCAUUCUAGUAAUGGGAAUGUCUGUUCUAGUAAUGGGAAUGUCCAUUCUAGUAAUGCAAAUGUCCGUUCUUGUAAUGGGAAUGUCUGUUCUAGUAAUGGGAAUGUCCAUUCUAGUAAUGGGAAUGUCCGUUCUAGUAAUGGGAAUGUCCAUUCUAGUAAUGGGAAUGUCUGUUUUAGUAAUGGAAUGUCCAUUCUAGUAAUGGGAAUGUCCAUUCAAGUAAUGGGAAUGUCCGUUCUAGUAAUGGGAAUGUCCAUUCUAGUAAUGGGAAUGUCCGUUCUAGUAAUGGGAAUGUCCAUUCAAGUAAUGGGAAUGUCUGUUUUAGUAAUGGAAUGUCCAUUCUAGUAAUGGGAAUGUCCAUUCAAGUAAUGGGAAUGUCCGUUCUAGUAAUGGGAAUGUCCAUUCUAGUAAUGGGAAUGUCCAUUCUAGUAAUGGGAAUGUCCAUUCUAGUAAUGGGAAUGUCCGUUCUAGUAAUGGGAAUGUCCGUUCUAGUAAUGGGAAUGUCCAUUCUAGUAAUGGGAAUGUCUGUUUUAGUAAUGGAAUGUCCAUUCUAGUAAUUGGAAUGUCCAUUCAAGUAAUGGGAAUGUCCGUUCUAGUAAUGGGAAUGUCCAUUCUAGUAAUGGGAAUGUCCGUUCUAGUAAUGGGAAUGUCCAUUCUAGUAAUGGGAAUGUCCAUUCUAGUAAUGUGAAUGUCCAUUCUAGUAAUGGGAAUGUCUGUUCUAGCAAUGGGAAUGUCCGUUCUAGUAAUGGGAAUGUCCGUUCUAGUAAUGGGAAUGUCUGUUCUAGUAAUGGGCAUGUCUGUUCUAGUAAUGGGAAUGUCCAUUCUAUUAAUGGGAAUGUCCAUUCUAGUAAUGGGAAUGUCCAUUCUAGUA